UUUCACUGGGAUUUUGCCGCAGUACUCGGCGAGGAAGGAGCAUCGGUACCAAAACGUCCGUGUGGCAAGAUUAAAAAAGUUUGAUGAGAGGGCUGCUCUUUAUCUUUUUUUCUUUCUCUUUAGUGUAUUUCAAUGAAGAAUUUAAAAGAGUGGAAAAGUUUUUUCCUCUCCAGCAGGUGUCACCAUACGUUUAGAGCUCGGCUCCGUGCGUGUGAGACCCCGUCCCCUCUGCUAACAGACGAGAGAAGAUCAUCCAGCCACUUGAGUGUCCGGACACUUUGAUCCACGUCCUCAACUGAGAGUCAGUCCGACAGGUAACGAAGUAAAGUGGAAGUGACGGCACUGACUGUUCAGAGAUAAGAUGUUUGACUCCGGAAACACAAGAGAAAUGACUGAAGACUGUCUUACAGCAAGCCCUCAGGACACCAGAGAUGCAAGAAUGUCGAUUCCAAAGGCUCCUUUGGACGCAAACAAGGAGUACUCCACAAUGGUCUUUUCCUCCCCUUCCCACUCCUUGAGGCUGAAGUAUAUGUCUCUGGGGGUGUUGGUGUUGCAGACCACCUCGCUGGUGCUCACUAUGCGCUACUCCCGCACACUGCAGGAAGACGGUCCCCGCUACCUGGCCUCCUCCGCCGUGGUGUCGGCAGAGGUGCUCAAGAUCCUGGCCUGCAUCCUCCUCGUCUUCAGGGAGACCAACUUCAGUGUGCAGGCCAUGAACCAGCUGCUGAAGGAGGAGAUUGUGAAAAAGCCCGCGGAGACCAUGAAGUUGGCCAUUCCUGCAGGGAUCUACACACUGCAGAACAAUCUGCUCUAUGUUGCCUUGUCCAACCUGGACGCAGCCACCUAUCAGGUCACAUACCAGCUGAAGAUUCUCACCACAGCCUUGUUUACUGUCUCCAUGCUGGGGAAGAGGUUGGGCUUCUACCAGUGGCUGGCACUGCUCUUCCUCAUGGCUGGAGUCACUCUAGUACAGUGGCCCACAAACACUGGAGAAGACUCUGAGCAGAAGGAUUUGUCCGCAGGCUCCCAGUUUGUGGGACUGAUGGCUGUGCUGAUGGCCUGUGUGUCAAGCGGCUUUGCAGGAGUUUACUUUGAGAAAAUCCUCAAGGAGAGUAAACAGAGCGUGUGGCUCCGUAACAUACAGCUGGGUGUGUUUGGCUUUAUGUUUGGCUUGGCAGGAAUGAUAGUGUACGACGGCCAGAGGGUGAGAGAGUCUGGAAUGUUUCAGGGCUACAACACCAUCACCUACACAGUUGUUGUUUUACAGGCUCUGGGCGGGUUGGUCGUCGCAGUGGUCAUUAAAUAUGCAGACAACAUCCUCAAAGGAUUCGCCACCUCUGUGUCCAUCAUCACGUCUGCAGUCAUUUCAUAUUUCCUGUUGGAGGACUUUAAUCCCACUGGUCUUUUUUUCCUAGGGUCGCUGCUGGUUAUAACUGCAACGUUUCUUUAUGGCUACGAUCGCAAACCUGUCAGCAUUAGUGCCAUCAAAGUAUAACCACAUACCUCGAUUAACCAUGCUACCUGUCAGAGGAGACAACUGGCACCCGGCACAGACUGAGCAGGGCUCUGUGAACUGUGACAGUGAUUUUGGCAGGAAUUACCGAUGUGGGGAAACAUGGAAGAGCUGAUAAGAUAAUGAUAAGAGCUGUUACUGCCAAACAGCUGCAGCAGGAGACUGCUGAGAUGGGAUGAGCCUAAUUACUCCUCUGGAAAUAUGCUGUUUUGCACAAAAUAUGGUGAUUGAUGAUGUUAAUAUAUCUGUGUGUGUGUGUGUGUGUGUGUGUGUGUGUGUGUUUUUUUUUAAGGUUUUUCUUAUAAAAUACUGACAGGAGUACUGUAGAUCUAACUUAACAUAUCAUCAAACAAUGUUGCAGUGAAUCUAACAUACUGUAUGACUAAAUGAUCUCAUGGAAAUGCACUGUUUGUAUGUUUAAAGGGAUCUUGUUGUGGUCAGGAUGAAAGCAUGGCUUGUGUAUUUAUAUGCUAUGGGAUGUGAGGAAAAUGGGUGUAUUUCUAAAACAAAAAGGGUAUCAACGGUGAUGAGAGGGUUGGAAAAUCCAUGACAGAGCUUCCAUCUAGUGGUGGAACGAGGAACUAACUUGCUGCAAAGAGGAGAGAUUACCUCUGUUCAAAGAUGCUGAAUAUUCUUUUUUCGAUGAGAUGAGAUGGGAUAUGACUGCUCUGACCUUGCUGCUCACAGUCUGAGUAUUUAUAUCAAAAGCACUUGCUCGACUGUUAUUUAAAUGCAAAACGAAGGUCUUUUACAGAAGAACAAAUGCAUAAAUUAAAGCAUCUUUCAUGCGGACACAA
Acanthopagrus latus (yellowfin seabream) is the source of this 2310-nucleotide messenger RNA. It is a transcript of the gene slc35a3b, whose product is annotated as solute carrier family 35 member A3b. The record is from RefSeq and is a predicted model, not a curated record. Gene Ontology annotation, molecular function: UDP-galactose transmembrane transporter activity. The coding region runs from base 362 to 1495 and encodes 377 amino acids. Gene Ontology annotation, cellular component: Golgi membrane. The transcript is spliced from 10 exons. Lineage: Eukaryota; Metazoa; Chordata; Actinopteri; Spariformes; Sparidae. Gene Ontology annotation, biological process: pyrimidine nucleotide-sugar transmembrane transport.